AUGCCCUACGAGAAGAAGGCAGUACACUUCGGCGGUGGUAACAUCGGCCGUGGCUUCGUCGCCGAGUUCCUUCACAACUCUGGUUACGAGGUCGUAUUCGUCGAUGUCAUGGACAGCAUCAUCGAGUCCCUCCAGAAGACCUCCACAUACACUGUCACCGAGAUUGGUGAUGACGGCGAGCGCAAGUUCACCAUCGACCACUACCGCGCUAUCAAUUCCAAGCACGAGAUGGACAAGGUCGUCGAGGAGAUUGCCACCGCCGACGUCGUCACCUGCGCUGUCGGCCCCAACAUUCUCAAGUUUGUCGCUGAGCCCGUUGCCAAGGCCAUUGAGGCCCGCAAGCUCGACUAUCCCAUCGCCGUCAUCGCCUGUGAGAACGCCAUCAACGCUACAACUACAUGGAAAGGCUUCAUUGAGGGCAAGCUGAGUGAAGAGACCAAGAAGAACAUCGACAGCAAGGCUCGCUUUGCCAACUCAGCUAUCGACCGCAUUGUCCCACAGCAGCCUCCCAACGCUGGCCUGGACGUUGUCAUCGAGAAAUUCCACGAGUGGUGUGUUGAGCAGAAGCCAUUCGAGAACGGCGGCAAGAAGCCGGAUGUCAAGGGCAUUCACUACGUCGACGACCUCGAGCCUUACAUCGAGCGCAAGCUCUUCACCGUCAACACCUCCCACGCCACUGCCGCCUACUACGGACACCAGAACAAGGUUGAAUUCAUCCACGAGGUUCUCCAAAACAAGAAGCUCCACGAUAUCGUCCGUGACGCUGUCAAGGAGACUGCCCACCUGAUUGUCACCAAGCACGGCGUCAAGACAGAGGAGCAAGAUGAAUACGUCGAGGAGAUCAUCAAGCGUAUCUCCAACCCCGUCCUCAAGGACAAUGUCGAGCGUGUCGGCCGCGCUCCUCUCCGGAAACUCUCUCGCAAGGAACGCUUCAUCGGCCCCGCCGCUCAGCUGGCUGAGAAAGGUGAGAAGGUCGACGCUCUCCUCGGCGCAGUCGAGCAGGCCUACCGCUUCCAGAACGUCGAGGGCGACGAAGAGUCUGCGGAGCUGGCCAAGAUCCUCAAGGAAAACUCCGCUGAGGACGUCGUCACCAAGGUCAACGGCAUCGAGAAGGGACAGCCCCUCUUCGACAAGCUUGUCGCCAUCGUCAAGAAGGUCCAGGAAAGCAGCUGA
Molecule: messenger RNA, 1173 nt
Organism: Alternaria atra
Lineage: Eukaryota; Fungi; Ascomycota; Dothideomycetes; Pleosporales; Pleosporaceae
Exons: 1
Coding region: 1-1173 (390 amino acids)
Biological process (GO): mannitol catabolic process
Cellular component (GO): cytosol
Molecular function (GO): mannitol-1-phosphate 5-dehydrogenase activity
Source: RefSeq, a predicted model, not a curated record